UAUAAAAUCUGUGUAGUCGCCAGUGCCGACGCCACAACUUGUGGAACUUGCGUACAUAAUAUCUUUAGUAGCGAGCGUGGAGGGCGAUGGGUGAUGGCAUGGCGUAGUGCCGCCAUGGGGGCUGCUGGGGCGCCACUGGCGGCGCUGCUGGCCGCGUUCAUCGCCGCCACAGCGGCGAGUGCGCCCACGCAGGAACCCGUACAGUUCGAAGCAGCUUUUCAAGGGCGAUGUGGCGAGGGUAGUCCAUGCGAACAGCUUUGUCGUGAGCUGCACGACGGCACAUACGAGUGCGGUUGCAGUUCGGGCUUCGUGCUGCACGUCAACGGUUAUGGCUGCCAAGGAGAAAAAUCGAAGGAAGCUGAUGGAUUAAGGAGUUUGCUGGAAGAUGGAGUUAGCAAAAUUGACCUGGACAUCAUUACUGAUGACAGGGAUGAUGUAGAAGAGCUGAAGGUCACAACUCUUGGGCCCAGUUUAGAACAGAAAGUACCGGGCGUGACGGAAACUCCACCUUGGACAGCCGCCGUGGACUCCUGCGAUUGCGCAGCCUGCGGCGGACAGCGCUGUGCUUGUCCGCUUAGCGCCAGCUGCAAAACUGAUACGAAAGUAACAACUCCCCGUUUUUCCGGGACAUCAUGGCUAGCGUUACGCGCUUUACGUGGGGCUUAUAAGCGCGUGCGCGUGCGACUUCGCGUACGGCCUGAACGCGCUCGCGGCGUGCUGCUACUGACGGGCGAGCACGACGAUUUAUCCGGCGACUAUUUGGCAUUACUACUAAGAAAUGGACAUGUUGAACUUAGAUUUGACUGUGGCAGCGGCGCUGGUAUCCUCCGAUCUCCAGAACCUGUCCGACUCGGCCACUGGAACACCAUUUCGGUAUACCGACACCGAUGGGAUGCUUGGCUGAGGCUGAACAACGGCAAGCGCGUCCGGGGACGGUCCAAGGGUCUUUUCUCCCGGAUGACCUUCCGAGAACCAGUCUGGGUGGGUGGGGCUGGCAACACCACAGGUCUUCAAAGCAAGCUUGGUUUGUCGGACGGACUGCUAGGGUGCGUGGACUUCCUGAGGAUUAACGGAGACACGUAUCGAUUGGUGCAAGAUGCUGUUGCGACUUUGGAUAUUGGUGAAUGCGCCCCAACUCUAGCACCCUGGAAGGCAACCAAUGAGAUAACGACUAGUGAAACCAUCCACCGCCAUCGCAACGAUAUCAACAAUCACGCCAUCUAUGACAUAAACGACAUCGUCCAUUUUGAAGAUAAUGAUCUUGUAAUGCGUGAUUCGAAACACGAUAAUAACCGCCUGGAUAAUUCUGUUGAACAAUUUAAAAUUACUAAUAAAAUUACAAAAAUGCAAUUAAAAGAUGAUGGUAAAAGGAAUGACGUAAUCAAUGACGUUGAUAAUGAAUCAAAAGGUGAUGAGAUAGCCAGGAUGCAAGAGGAUAAUAAAUGCGAAUGCCAACAUGGCGGCGGAUGUGUCGGCAAAGUUUGUCUAUGCCCGCUUGGAUAUGCUGGAAAGAGAUGUGAAAUUACUUUGGAUCUGAAGGUGCCUCGUUUCAACGGCUCUUCAUACCUUCGGCUGCCUGGGCUCGGAAACUCCGCGCAAGCGUGGCUGGAUAUACAGAUAACCUUAAAACCGACGAACGGCGACGGCCUGGUGCUGUACAAUUCUGAGCAUGCGAGUGGCGAUGGGGAUUUCUUCUCGCUUCAUUUAAGGAACUACUUCAUGGAAUUCGCCUUUGAUCUUGGGUCAGGCAUUGCUCUUGUCAGGUCAGCCUACCCUCUGGAACCGAACACCUGGCACAGAAUUUCAGUAAGCCGUUCCGGUCGCCGUGCCUCUCUUCGAGUCAGAUCGUCAUCCACUCGUGACAUGACGGACACAACCCGGUCGGUUACAUCACGCGGCACAGCCAGACAUCUGACGUUGAAGCAACCGAUGUUGCUGGGCGGAGCACCUCAUCCUUUGCCCGCUAGACUAGCAUUGAAGAGUUCGUUUAGUGGUUGUGUUGGACAGUUAGUGAUAAACGAUGAAGAACUGGCGGUCGUCUCUUCGGCGCUCGGCGGUGUGAACGUUGACAAUUGUGAGGAACCUCUGAAUGAUACAUGCGGUGACAAGAAUCUCUGCAAAGAAAAACUGGAACCAAUGCCCAUAUACCCUCAAAACAUAUCCGAAAACGACGUUCACCAUUCAAUAGUGCCUAAAAAAGGAUUCAAACCUAGAUCGCACAAAAUUAAAACCAAAAAGCACGCCGUACAUAACCAUGUUGAGAAAUUUAAAAAGAAGAAAUUCUACGCCAGUAAAAAACAUCAAUAUUUAACAAGCAUUGAGAGAAAUAACGACGUUGUGACCGAGAAGCCUGCCUAUGAUGGACAAACAUACAUGCAAGUGAAGUAUUUAAAUGCAAACGAAAUCAAUUGGGGAGACACGAAUACGUAUCCUAGUUUUACUGGAACAGAUAGUUUUAUACAUAUUGAUGAUGAGGAAACAAUGAAAAGGCUAUUAAGCUACACAUUGGACAUCAACAUCCGGUUCCGCUCUGUCAGUCCACAUGGUCUGCUGGUGUGGAGCGGCCGCGCGCCCAUGACCGCGCCGGGAGACUUCCUCUCCCUCGCUGUCGAGAACUCGGUGCUGGUGUUCAGAUAUGAUUUAGGCAGUGGAGAAGUAGUGAUCAUAGCAAAUCACACCAAAGUCGACGAUGGAUUAUGGCACAGAGCACGAGCGACAAGAAACAGACAAGCAGGUGUAUUGGAAGUAGACGGACUGGGCUCCGUUGGCAAAAUAUCACCCGGCAAGCUGAAGCAACUGAAUACUGAAAACGGACUUUAUAUAGGAGGCUUGCCAUCAAUAGAAAUGAACACAAUGGGCAAAUACAAGAGCGGUCUCGUAGGAUGCGUGUCUCAAAUAUCACUCAGCGGCGAUUUUGACAUACCGCUGUCACUGUCAAAGCUCCCACACACAAUCACCAACAAUGUAGGCAGAUGCACCCCAUAAAAGUGAGCUAUUCAUUUAAAUGAACCACCACAACUCAUUUAAAUGAACCCAUUCAUUUGUGUUCAUUUAAACGGACACAGCUUCAUUUAAAUGAAUUUACUCGUAAAUGUUCAUUCGUUGUUGCCGCGUUUAAUGAAGUUAUCAGCUCAUUUAAUAGCACUUUAAAUGAAUGUUCAUUUAUUUUGAUAUUAUAUGAACUGGCUUUAUAUGCGUGUAGUGAUAGAUGUGUUUUGAUGGUUAGUUUUCAUUCAUUUGUUAAAUAUGAUUGUAUUGACCCUGAUUGAUUUAAUAACAUUCAUUUUGAUGAUUAUGAAUGACCAAUUAAUUUAAAAACUCCGUACCUACAUAUCAAUGUAAAAAUUAUUAUCGGAGGCAAUAAAGUAUUGUGAAAAUUUUACACUUUUUAACAAUGUUAAUUACCAUCAACACC
Messenger RNA from Hyposmocoma kahamanoa, 3415 nucleotides. Its product is annotated as pikachurin-like. The record is from RefSeq and is a predicted model, not a curated record. The transcript is spliced from 18 exons. NCBI's taxonomy places the organism in Eukaryota, Metazoa, Arthropoda, Insecta, Lepidoptera, Cosmopterigidae. Bases 94 to 2985 code for a protein of 963 amino acids.